Messenger RNA from Neogale vison (American mink), 1331 nucleotides. RefSeq names its product mitochondrial trans-2-enoyl-CoA reductase (gene MECR). The transcript is spliced from 10 exons. Gene Ontology annotation, molecular function: trans-2-enoyl-CoA reductase (NADPH) activity. Gene Ontology annotation, biological process: fatty acid metabolic process. The coding region runs from base 17 to 1141 and encodes 374 amino acids. Gene Ontology annotation, cellular component: mitochondrion. The record is from RefSeq and is a predicted model, not a curated record. Lineage: Eukaryota; Metazoa; Chordata; Mammalia; Carnivora; Mustelidae.
GCUGUCUGCGGGAAGCAUGUGGGGCUGCGGCGCGCUGGUGGGGGCGCGAGCCGGGUCGCGAAUGCCGCACGAGCUGUUCCUCGCUUGGCACCGCGGCUGGUCUGCUGCAGCCCCCUACUCCGCAACUGCCGAGCCCUCCCGGGUCCGGGCGCUGGUCUAUGGGCAUCACGGGGACCCAGCCAAGGUCGUCGAGCUGAAGAACCUGGAGCUAGCUGCUGUGGGCGGAUCAGACGUCCAUGUGAAGAUGCUGGCAGCCCCUAUCAAUCCAUCUGACAUAAAUAUGAUCCAAGGAAAUUAUGGCCUCCUUCCCAAGCUCCCUGCCGUUGGAGGGAACGAAGGCGUUGGACAGGUGGUAGCAGUGGGCGGCAGUGUGACUGGGGUGAAGCCAGGAGACUGGGUGAUUCCAGCCAAUGCCGGUUUGGGAACCUGGCAGACGGAGGCUGUGUUCAGUGAGGAAGCAGUGAUCAGCAUUCCAAGUGACCUCCCUCUUCAGAGUGCCGCCACGCUGAGUGUCAAUCCCUGCACGGCCUACAGGAUGUUGAUGGACUUUGAGCAGCUGCAGCCAGGAGACUGUGUCAUCCAGAAUGCAUCCAACAGUGGAGUGGGGCAAGCAGUCAUCCAGAUCGCCGCAGCCCUGGGCCUGAGGACCAUCAAUGUGGUCCGAGACAGACCUGACUUCCAAAAGCUGACUGACAGACUGAAGAGUCUGGGGGCCGAGCAUGUUCUCACAGAAGAGGAGCUAAGGAAGCCUGAGAUGAAAAACUUCUUUAAGGACAUGCCCCCGCCGCGGCUUGCUCUCAACUGUGUUGGUGGGAAAAGCUCCACAGAACUGCUGCGACACUUAGCGCCUGGGGGAACCAUGGUGACCUACGGGGGAAUGGCCAAGCAGCCCGUCAUAGCCUCUGUGAGCCAGCUCAUUUUUAAGGAUCUCAAACUUCGAGGCUUUUGGUUGUCCCAGUGGAAGAAGGACCACAGUCCAGCCCAGUUCAAGGAGCUGAUUCUCACGCUGUGCGGUCUCAUCAGCCGAGGCCAGCUCACAGCCCCCGCCUGCUCCGAGGUCCCACUGCAGGACUACCAGCGUGCCUUGGAAGCUUCGAUGCAGCCCUUCGUGUCUUCAAAGCAGAUUCUCACCAUGUGCUAAUCACAGAGGAGCCAGAACGAGGUGGGAGAGGAGACAGAUCAGCCGGACUGGUUUCUGGCACCUCGGUCAGGGCCCCCUCAGCCUUCCGCAGGAUGUCCUCUCUUCCAACUGGGAGGGUUGUGCAGCCAGCCAAGGCUUGCCCCAGGGCCAGCCCCAGGGUGUCUAAUAAAGUGAACUUCCGAAAAACAAA